GUGUUGCGGCAAAGCACGUGUGUGUUUAUUGAGCAAGAAUUGCGCCAUUUUUGCCGCGCAGAAACUGAAAAACGCAAUUGAAUUUUAUGAUAAUAUUCGAAUUUUUGAAUAUUUAGUUGGUUCUCUUAUUUUUUAAAAGCAUGCUGUGCCCAUAAUUGAUGUUAUUUAUAAACCCAACAACGCGGCGCAAUGUUUUAAAAUCCAAACAAAAAAAAAAAACCAAAAAAACAAAAACACAUUCGAAAAUCGAAAAUCGACGCUAAAAGGCAAACGGAACAGCUGCGGAAAAUGCUGUGAAAAACCAACGUCAGAACACGCCCGGCAAAUUGUGCUCAAAUACGGACAGCAAAAGACAACACACAAAGUAAACGAAGAUACACACAAUCGCACCUGGUGUAUAUUAUGCACGCUAAAAUCAAUAACUCAGCCGUGUACCGAGUCGCAGUCGCAGCUAAUAUAAACAACAUAAGUCAACAAAAGGCCGGAGCAUGAGCAGCCGGACGGAAAAGGAUUACGACAGCGCGACGCCGGCGCUGCAGCAACAAAUGAACCUCGCGCGGCGCGCCUGCUGGAGCAGCUGCCCGACCAGCUCCCGCUCCCGCUCCAGUUCCAGCUCCAGUUCAAGUUCCCUACAAUUGCCCGUGGCAACAGCUUGUCAGCCGGCUAGUCCAAUGAGUCCCAAUCAAAGCGUGCUCCGUUUGGCCGCAACAACCCAAUCUCCACCGAGCAAACGGCAUAGAUUCAGUCCGGGCGGCAGCUGGCAGCGGCAACUGUUGCUGCUGCUCUGCGGCAUUUGCAUUUUGCUGACCAGCAUCGAGGCACGUCCCAAUGUUAGCGCCUCCAGCGGCAGCAGCUCCAGCUCCGGCUCCAGCUCCACUUCCAGUUCCGCCUCCUCCGGCUCCAAGCCAGCGGAUGCAGUCACGCAGCUAAACUUGCCACAAACGACGUCGUCGCCUGCUUCAGCAGCUGCGUCUCCAGCUCUGCCCAAACCUGAACCGCUGACAGGUGAUACCAAGGUUGAGAAGGAUCUGUUUGAUGUGUCGCUCGACGAUGAGACGGAUGAGGCACAUCAUCACACGGAUCGCUAUCCGCUCUCCCAGGUGGACUUUGCGCGGGUCAAGACGCCGUUCAUAAUUGGCAUUUGGAUACUUUCGGCGAGCAUAGCCAAAAUCGGUUUUCACAUGACGCCCAAAUUGCAUCUGAUAUUUCCGGAAUCCUGCCUCCUUAUUGUCGUGGGCGUGGCCAUCGGCGUAGUGCUAUAUUUCUGCACAGAUGUUGCCGUCUCGCCGCUCACCCCGAACACGUUCUUCUUCUACAUGCUGCCGCCGAUAAUACUGGACGCGGGCUACUUUAUGCCGAAUCGCAUGUUCUUCGAUAAUCUGGGCACCAUCCUGCUGAUGGCCGUGAUUGGCACCAUUUUCAAUGUGGCCACAAUUGGCGGCUCCCUUUACGCGUGUGGGCUGUGCGGCGUCUUUGGCGAUGAGACGCCCAAGUUGUUGGACGUCUUUCUGUUUGCCUCGCUAAUAUCCGCUGUGGACCCGGUCGCUGUGCUUGCCGUAUUCGAGGAAAUACACGUCAACGAGAUCCUCUACAUUGUCGUCUUUGGCGAGUCCCUGCUUAACGAUGCCGUCACGGUUGUCAUGUAUCACAUGAUGGAGGUCUAUAACGAAAUUGGAUUGCCCAACAUUAUGGCACAGGACAUUGCCAGCGGCGUGGGCUCGUUUUUUGUUGUGGCCCUCGGCGGAACUGCCAUAGGCAUUAUUUGGGGCUUCCUGACGGGUCUGCUAACACGUUUCACGGAUCAUGUGCGUGUCAUAGAGCCCAUAUUUAUAUUUGUUAUGGCCUAUCUGGCAUAUCUAAAUGCUGAAAUCUUUCACAUGAGCGGCAUUCUGGCCAUAACGUUCUGCGGCAUUACGAUGAAGAACUAUGUCGAGUCGAAUAUAUCGCAAAAGUCGCAUACAACGGUUAAAUAUGCGUUGAAAAUGUUAUCCAGUUCGGCGGAGACGAUUAUAUUUAUGUUCCUAGGCGUGGCCACAGUCAACAAUAUGCACGUAUGGAAUACGUGGUUUGUGAUCUUAACCAUUGCCUUCUGCUCCGUAUUUCGUGUUAUCGGUGUCAUUCUGCUGUCGGCCAUUGCCAAUCGCUUUCGACUGCACAAAUUGUCGCGAGUGGAUCAGUUUGUCAUGUCGUACGGUGGCUUGCGUGGCGCGGUUGCCUUUGCCCUCGUCCUACUCGUCGAUGAGAAUGUGGUCAAGCAUAAGAAUAUGUAUGUAACCACAACCAUAGCUGUGAUCUACUUUACGGUGUUUGUGCAAGGCAUCACCAUAAAGCCACUUGUCAAGAUUCUCAACGUGAAGCGAGCCAACAAGCGGAAGCCCAGCAUGAACGAGCGAAUUCACGAGCGUUUUAUGGAUCACUUGAUGGCUGGCAUUGAGGAUAUUGUGGGCAAGACGGGCAACUACAAUGUGCGUGAUAAGUUCAAGCGUUUCGACAAUCGCUUCAUACGCCCCCUGCUGAUCAGAGAUCUAAAGGGCGCGGAACCGAAGAUUAUUGAGACCUACUCCAAGUUGACCAUGCGGGAUGCCAUGGAGGUGAUGCGUCGUAAUCCCUCGACAAUUGGCCAGAUGACGGGCACCGAGUCGAUGAGUGCAUUGUUUAGGAAUUAUACCAAUAAUUAUAUUGGUGGCAGGUGGGCACCGCCAACCAUAUACACCACCUGUCCCAGCCUGACAAAUCUGGACAAUUCGUGCUCCCACAACUUGGACAUGGCCGAGCUGGACUAUAAUCCAUCCAAAAAGGAUUUGACUGAUGCCAAGAUACAUCAUUUGCUAGCCGAAGAACUAAAGCCAUAUAGAAGGGCUUCCAUACAAAUGCACCGUCGUCUUAGUUAUAGCCGACACGCAGUAGAUGACAGAGAUUUGUCCACACAGGUCAAUUAUAAAAUGCAAAUGAAUUUCCGUCGCAUGUUCAACGAUCGGAAACAUCACAAGCGCAGCAAACGUGGCGCCAGCAACAAGGAGCCCAAAGAGAAUGUUAAACAGAAUCAUGUCUCGUUCCAUGAUUUCCAACAGAACGGCACCACCAAGCAGCUCUCCAAUGACUAUAUUAACGAUAUGCUUAACGAAACAGCCGAGGAAUGCCCGCAGAAUCCGAAUGAGAUCAAUGUCAUUGGACCCAGCGACGAUUGGGAUGACGGUCUCACAUUUACCGCAAAAUCAUCACCUGACUCGGAUCGCGCCAAUAAUAACUCCCUGAUAGCGCAUAUUCAAAAUCUGCCCGGUUUUGAUGCAUCCAAGGCGCGCAUCGUUCAGCAUUAUGCGCCCAAACUCGAUGACGGUCAGCAAGAUCUAGACUCGCCCGAUCCGCCAGUUGGACCCACAGCGGCCGAACUGAUCCUGCCCUGGCGACGGGAUCGUUCAUACCAGAGCAUUGUGGCCGAGCAUCCGAUACCCGAGGAAGAUCGCAAUUUAUCGCGCGACUCGGAUGGCGAACGUCGCGUGGCCACGCCCACAGCGACCGAAUCGCAGCUGCCAUGGAAGCGACAGGGCGACGAGUCCACGGACGCAGUGCAGCAGAAUGAAUUUCCCGCCUGGGCCUCGAACAAGGAGUAUCUGGCCUACAAUUCGCCAAGCGCCACCUUUCUAGGUGGCAUAAACAAGCCUAAAGCGCCCAAGUCCGUCAUAGGUCUGUUCCGUCGCGAAAGUUCCAGCUCGAAGGCCGGCAGCCUCGGCAUCGGCAGCAGCGGCGCCGUGGACGCGGCCAGCGCCAGCCAGGAUCUGAUGCUUGUGCCGCCAUUGAAUGUGAUCAAUCCGUUGAUUCAGCUGCCAUCGACAUCCAUGCACAAUCCACGGCUGGACAAUCGGUCGCAGUCCAUUUCGUCCGGCACGUUGGGCGCCCAUCUCGUUGGCCCGGACGGACAUACGGGUCCGUUUCCGGUCACGGCGAGCCAUCGCCGGAACGUGCGACGCGGCUCAAUGCUGGAGCUUAGCGGCGACACAAUACCCGAGGAGUCCACCUACCAGCACGGCCACUCCAAGUCCCUCUGCGAGCCCGGCGACGGCGAUGAUUGGGACGCGGUGCCGCUGGCUAGCACCGCCGCCGCUUCCGCUUCGGCCUCCGCGAAAGUAAUGCAUGCCGGACGUGAACCCUUGUUGCCGCGUCUCGGGCUGACGACGACGACGACGACGCCGCGCGCCCAGAUCCGGCACAUGAACGCCGGCGCGGUGGGCGGUUCGGCUGUGGGCGUGGCAGGUGGCAGAAAUCAGGUGACGAGCGCAUUGCUGGACUACGAGGAUAGCGAUACCGAGACGGAGGAGGAGGAGGAGGAUGAGGAUGAUGAUGAGGGCGAGGAUUUUGAUUUGUAUGACGAUGAGAAUAUUGUUGUGACCACGUUCACCACGCCCGCAACGCCACGCCCACACGAGCUGGGCAGACGCCAUGGCGCAGCAGCAGCUGGAGCCGCACCAGCUCCAAGCCCCGCCACGACGACGACGACGACGACGAUUCGCCUGACGCGCAACAACGACGAGAGCAUCAUUUGAGGGUCGAGCCGCUGGCGGACUCGUGCCAGGUCCAGGCGUCCUUUCCAAUACGAAAUGUUCUACUGAGAUCGGCAACGAUUACCCAUCUAUCCGUG
Molecule: messenger RNA, 4636 nt
Organism: Drosophila montana
Lineage: Eukaryota; Metazoa; Arthropoda; Insecta; Diptera; Drosophilidae
Gene: Nhe2
Product: Na[+]/H[+] hydrogen exchanger 2
Exons: 21
Coding region: 489-4541 (1350 amino acids)
Biological process (GO): proton transmembrane transport; regulation of intracellular pH; potassium ion transmembrane transport
Cellular component (GO): plasma membrane
Molecular function (GO): potassium:proton antiporter activity; sodium:proton antiporter activity
Source: RefSeq, a predicted model, not a curated record